Penicillium concentricum is the source of this 630-nucleotide messenger RNA. RefSeq lists its product as uncharacterized. Bases 1 to 630 code for a protein of 209 amino acids. NCBI's taxonomy places the organism in Eukaryota, Fungi, Ascomycota, Eurotiomycetes, Eurotiales, Aspergillaceae. The transcript has 2 exons. The record is from RefSeq and is a predicted model, not a curated record.
AUGAUUGGCAGUGUGUUCUUCAUAUUCAACCGCCUGGUUGAGAUCGUCUUCCUGAUCCCAAUCAUUGGCAUGCUGGCCUACUUCGUUAAUGGCUACCUCAAAGCAAACGAGUUGACACCACCUUAUAUCCUGGUCCUGUUUAUCGUCAGCGUAAUCGCCAUCUUCUGGGCCCUCGACACGCUAAUCCGCUUCUCAACAACAAGGCGAUCUGCAAUCUUCGUGGCGUUUGUGGAUAUGCUCUUCUUCGGCGCAUUCAUUGCAGCCGUCUACCAGCUCCGCUUCAUUGCCAAAGCCGACUGUGCCAGCUGGCAUGGCGGCUCCGUCUGGAUCUCCCUGGGUCCAUUCGGGUCCUACGGCCAGCGCACAGAUAAUCCGCUAUCGCUGGACAUCAACAAGACUUGUGCCAUGUUGAAGGCCUCCUUCGCAAUUGGUAUCAUGGAGACGGCAUUCUUCUUCUGGACUGCACUGCUUGCGCUGUUCUUGCACCACUCGCAUGAUAACGAGCGGACUGUUGUUAAGGAGACUACGACUGUGCGGAGACGUAGUCACUCCAGUCGUCGUGGUCAUGGAUCUGGCUCGCACUCGCGUCAUCGCAGCUCUAGCCGCAGACCUGCACCUUAUGUCGUUUGA